AUGACAGCACCCGAGACUGCUGAGGGUCCCCGGAAGAGAAGACGAAUUGUCAUAUCCUGCGGUGAAUGUCAUCGCAGAAAGCAACGGUGCGAUCGCUUGUUACCAUGUGGAAAUUGCAAGUCUCGAAAUAAAGAGUCGGCUUGCUCUUAUGAGACAGGCGCCCGCCCAGCCACUCGCUCACAUGAGUAUCCCAACACGGAAACUUCACAAGCUCUCUCGGGAGACCCAGUGAGGAAGAUUGAUCCUUCGCCAUCUGGAUCUAGCGACUCGCUUGACCAUGGGUCUAAUGACCCUCUGUCGUCUAAGGCUGCUGAUUGGGGAUAUGCUCACAAUGGUGCAUCUACGAUGGGCAUUCUUAAACGCAUCGAAACUCUAAGCGAUGGGGAAGAAAGCUCGCCCGAUUUAUAUGCCGGGUCUCGAGGUCCGACAGAUGGCGGUAAAGAAUUCGCCUUGAAAGAGAAGUAUAAGGCCAUCAUUCGUCAAUUGCCUGCCAGGGACUACAUCGAUAGACUUGUGGAAAUGUAUCUGCAUAGUUUCAAUUGGCAGUACUAUGCUAUCGACCCAGACAUAUUCUACCGUCAGCUGGAGGCUUGGAAUUCAUUACCAUUCUCAGUACUCUCGGACAUAGGCCCUCGUGGGUUGCAUUCUGAACUCCGAGCAUUUCCAGCUGUUAUCUUCCAAAUCAUUGCAACAGCGCUACUUCUUCUACCAGAGAAACCGGAUCGAAGAUUUGACUCGCUCAAGUUUGCUGGUGGUAUGAGCUUUGAGGAUCUGGCUAUGGAGUACAGUGAGUCAGGACAAGCGAUUGUUGAUCUGCUAGGGAAGAAGCACCUUUCGUUGUCAACGGUUCAGGCACAGUUUCUGCGGGCAUCCUUUCAUAAGUUUACAGCCAAAGUCACUGAUGCAUGGCAUACGAUAUCAGUAGCGAUUCGCGAUGCACAAGAUCUAGGGAUGCAUCGCGAUAGCCUUGAUCCCAAAAACGCUGGGUCAAGCUUGGAAAGCAUUUUGGAACAUCAAUGGCUGAUACAGAGGAGACGAAGGAUCUACAUACUACUUGCUAUCUGGGACUUGAAUUGUGCCAUGAUUCUUGGACGCCCUGGCACAAUUGAUUGGAAUCAAACUCUUCCCGCACCUCCCGUCGAUGCACCUAUACCUAAGAACCGCGACAAAACGCCGGUUGUUCCUCGAGGAGAGGAUGAUCAUCCUACACCUAUAACUCGACUUCUAUGGAAUUAUGAACUCUGCAGGCCACUGCUAGCUAUUCAGAACCUCGAAGUCAAGGGUUCAUAUCCCUUGGAUCCUGAGAAGAUUGAGAAAAUCCACAAGAGUAUACAGGAUCUGGACAAGACAAUACCGCCAUCCUUCCGCAUGGAUAACCCUGACACGCGAUGGGAUAACCUCCCUGAGACGCAUUGGUACACAGCAAACCGCUACUACUUUGCAAGUCUACACGAAUUCAGCAAAAUGGCUCUACAUCGUCCGUUCAUCUUCAACCGUGCCGAGAGCAGAGUGGAAGCUAUACAUGCCAGUCUCAAAACACUCGAGAUACAGAAGUUGACGUUUGAAGGACUACCUCCAGACUCGUGGAGAAACUUUAUGCUCUUCUUUGCAAGUUUCGAUGCCAUUGUGCUGCUUGCGUCUGUGUAUAUACUAUUUCCACGAGAGCAUGCGGAGUAUACGGAUCGGACGAUUGAGCACUUUCAGUGGACUAUUGAGCGCUUCUCUGCCAUUCAGGAUCGCAACCCGUUGGCUAAAUCUGCUCAGGGUGUGCUAAAAGCUAUUGUCGCGAGGUUCAAGAGAGCUAUGGCGAAGGCGAGGAACGGUUCACUGCCAUCUUUGACUGAAGGUUCUACAGCAGGAUCGAGCAGAACAGUUACGAAUUCUACACCAAAUAGUUCGACUCUAGAGAGCAGUGAUUUCUCAGGGUUAGCGACUACCGACCCGACGUGGAUGAUCCCAUCGAUAGACGAGCUGAACAUGAUGGCGCCUUUCUUUCCUACUGGCGAUUUGGUUUACAACGACCUUACGGCCGGACCAGAUAUGGCGGCUCUCCCUUUGCCUUCGGCGGAUGACCAGGGGGUUAGAGAGAUGUGGCAGUUUGGAGGAGGAUGGGGGGAUGAUACUGUUUGGCAGAUGCUGAACCAGUUUCCGGCUGCAAUGGAAGAUUCUGGUCCCAACUUAGUCUGA
Molecule: messenger RNA, 2187 nt
Organism: Fusarium coffeatum
Lineage: Eukaryota; Fungi; Ascomycota; Sordariomycetes; Hypocreales; Nectriaceae
Exons: 3
Coding region: 1-2187 (728 amino acids)
Biological process (GO): DNA-templated transcription; regulation of DNA-templated transcription
Cellular component (GO): nucleus
Molecular function (GO): DNA binding; DNA-binding transcription factor activity, RNA polymerase II-specific; zinc ion binding
Source: RefSeq, a predicted model, not a curated record